Zonotrichia leucophrys gambelii is the source of this 3290-nucleotide messenger RNA. It is a transcript of the gene GOLM1, whose product is annotated as golgi membrane protein 1. The transcript is spliced from 10 exons. Gene Ontology annotation, cellular component: Golgi apparatus. NCBI's taxonomy places the organism in Eukaryota, Metazoa, Chordata, Aves, Passeriformes, Passerellidae. Bases 518 to 1795 code for a protein of 425 amino acids. The record is from RefSeq and is a predicted model, not a curated record.
GUCUGAUUUAGUUGUAUCUGGGUAUACCUAACUAACUUGUCAAUGGAAGAUGUUUUGAUUAAAUUGUUUGGUUAAUACACUGUGCUUUAAUUCAGGCAGUCAGACAUAGGAAUUUCAUGAUAAUAGUGGAAAAAAACCACAGUGAUUUCUUCAGAAGCUCACUGGGAAGUUGGAAAAGAGUUUGCAAUAGGUGGGGAAAGCAGCACUGUCUGAGGGGCUCCCUUGGUAUGGAAGAAGUUUCCCCAUUCUGGUCCAGUCUGGUUGGGAUGGGAUUGUGUGACCUCUAUGCUGUGCAUUAGCCCUUAGGUCCUUGUUGGGACUUUUUCUUUUUUUCUCUUUUUUUGUCUCUUGUCUCUGGUUUUUGCAGGGGCUUCAGUAAGGCUGUGUCCUUACUCAGAGUUGCAAGUACUCAGACCUCCAAGAAGCUGUGCCUUCAAUUUUCGGUGGCUGCUUUGGCUGUGGUCUGUCCUUAGAUGCUGCUCUGGCUUAUACUGGCUUUGUACCACGCAGUGGCUGGAUGGUGGAGGAGGUGGUUGGUAGGCAGGUGUGCUGGUGGUGGGUUUCCCUACUGACUGUGAUUCUUCAGAUUUGUUCAUUUCUUCAAAUGGUAGGACUAGGAAACAGCUGUCGUGGGAUGAAGUCUCCACCACUCCUCGUGGCUGCGCUCGUGGCGUGCAUAAUUGUUUUGGGUUUCAAUUACUGGGUUGCAAGUUCUCGCAGCAUGGAUCUGCAGGGUCGCGUCAUGGAUCUGGAAGGCAAAGUCCGCAGGGCAGCAGCAGAAAGGGGUGCUGUGGAACAAAAAAAGAAUGAAUUCCAAGGGGAGCUAGAGAAGCAGCGACAGCAGAUUGACAAAAUCCAGUCCUUGCACAGCUUUCAGAUGGAAAAUGCGAACAGAGCACAUCAGGAAGAGAAGGCAGUGCUGAUGAGUAACAUCACAGUAAAUGAUCGGCUGAUUCAGAGUCUACGAGAACACUUGAAAGAGUUGCAGACGGAAUAUGGAAAGCUACAGCUGGAUGUUUACUGGUUUCAGAAGAACCAAACUAACCUUCAGAGGAAGUUCUCAUAUGAUCUCUCACAGUGCAUCAACCAGAUGAAAGAAUUAAAAGAACAAUGUGAAGAAAGGAUAGAUGAACUUAGAAAAAAGAAUAGUGAUGUACCACAAAUCAAAGAAAACAAAGACGUCGCAGAAGAUAGCCAGGCUGAUACUCAACUGCCAGCCUUGAAGCAAGCAGGGUUCAAGCAAGAUGACUUGGAACAGCAGAAAACCAAUGGGAAUAUUCCUAAAGCAGUACCUACAGUAAGAAAGACAGACCUGAUGCAGGUUAAAGAAAGAACAGACAGCCUAACUGACAUGAGAAAACAGGAGCCUAAGGCAGAAGAGGAGCAGCUUUCUAAUCAGUUGGAAAAACCUCAAGAGUUGCUCAAGGCUGCUGCGGGUCACAAGGAGAUGCUUCCUGUGUCAGAGAAGGAACCAAAAGCACCUGAGAACGAGAAACAUGUAGCUGGGCAAGAUAUGUCAGAGCCAGCUGCAGAGCAGACUGCCAGUGAGGAAGUUGAGCGGGAACAGUUCCUAAGUUAUGAUGAUAAGCAGGAUGACUUGCUCCCUGGAAAGGCUGACAAACAGGAACGUGAAGAAGUGAACCAGGACAAGGAUGUCGAUUACAAUUUAGAUGUAAAUGAAGCUGAAUCAGAAACUGACAAGCAAGCAGCACUUGCUGGGAUUGAAAAUGUUCAAAACCAUGAAGAUAUGAAGAACCACUUACCUGACAAUGGUGAAGGGCUGCAGAAGUUGUGAACAAAGGAAGUUCAUGAUACAACUGAGUCACCUCUUCACCUAAAUGCAGCCAUGAUCCAAGCAAAGUGAUCUUAGAAGGUUUUGAUUAUCUUCUAAAGACUUGACUAAGGGCCCAAACAAAGUAGUAUUUUCUUGUGAAGUUUUAGUCUUGUUGCAGUGAGGAAAAGAGGUAUAUCUCUGGAGGCUUGUUUCAAAGGAGUUUGGCCUCUGCAAUGACUUUCUCCUUCCUAUCAAUUAUAAAAUUGCAAUCAGGUAGCAAUAAAGUUUGUAACUUUGAAGUUGGCUACCUUAUAUGGUCCUACUGCGGUAAGCGUAUGUGUGGAUUAGUGGUAGAUGAUGAGCAGUCCUCUGCCAAGGAUGGAUCUCUCUGCUGAUAAAGCACAACUGUAGUCCUCAGAUACUAUGCAGAAUCAUAUAUGUACCUAGGCCUCUAAAUAAAAUUCCUAGAGUACAGUGUCGAGAUGUGUUCUUAGCUUCAAAGUUAAAAAAAACCCAAAAAGGAUUCUGACAAUAGAAGCUUCUUGCAAAGAGAUUAGCCAGGAAGAUUUUUCUGAAAGCUUUGUUUGAUUCCACACAGUCAGUACUACAAUUUAGUUUGGUUACCACUACUGGGCACAAGUUUAGCGUAAAAAUUCAAACUCACAAUCUUCAUGACAGAAGCCCUCUGAAUUGUGUACUGCAACUACCCUUUAUUCCACCCGGCCGCUUUCUUUUGUGAAAAUAGAGGAAUGCAAAUGCUUGCCUUGUACAACAACAGCAAUCUCAUCUGUUCAACAUGACUAAUCUUCUCUGCUGGACUUCUGACAGAGGUAACCAGACUAUGCCUUCAGAAGACAAGGCAGCCUUCCAGAGGUGAGGCUUUAGUUGUUAUGAAGUUGUACAUUAAUUACAAUGUAUCAUCUUGUUAAUGUUCCGCAGUCUUUUCUGUUAAAUGUAAACUAAAAUGUAAACUAAAAACUAUUUUACUAUUUUACAUCCUUAACUGCAGUCCAACAACCAUGUAUAGGCAGCUGGUUUGAAGAAAUUUUUAUAUUUGUGUCUGCUCCCAAGACUGACACCUGUGUUUGGAGCAUUGCUUUUGAGUAUUAACCAACCUCUAUCAAGACAGCACAGCUGCCAGACAGCUGUGACUAACUUGCCAACCAGCAUUCCAUUUAAGAAAACAUAAAUUUGUCUUUGCCGUCCGUUAAAGCACUUCACUUUGUAACUCCCUUUUGUGGUGUGUCGUUCUUCAGUGUACUAGUAUAUCCUGUACCUUAAGAUAAGGCUGGCUCUUUUGUGUAUGAAGAGAGUAUUAGUUGUCAUCAAGUGAAGGUCAGAGUUAAGUCAAAAGAUGCCUGUUAAGCCUAAACACAGAAACAGUUUAACAGUUUUUCACAAUUUAAGUAAGACCUAACUGGUCUGGGCUACAAUCAACACAGCAGGGAAAACAUGCUUGUAAAUGGGAGAAGAGGAAUGAGCAUCUGUUCUGACAAGUAUUGGGAAGCUCUGGUUA